Nicotiana attenuata is the source of this 2405-nucleotide messenger RNA. Its product is annotated as probable protein phosphatase 2C 38. Bases 827 to 1969 code for a protein of 380 amino acids. The transcript has 4 exons. Gene Ontology annotation, molecular function: protein serine/threonine phosphatase activity; cation binding. The record is from RefSeq and is a predicted model, not a curated record. Gene Ontology annotation, biological process: protein dephosphorylation. NCBI's taxonomy places the organism in Eukaryota, Viridiplantae, Streptophyta, Magnoliopsida, Solanales, Solanaceae.
AAUAUUGUCUCUCUACAUCAUAUUCUGAGAUCUUCUCUGACACCAAUCCAAAAGAUCCUCUGACCCCAAAGAAAAACUUCCACAAAAAAAACCCAAAUUUUUAUUUUUGUUAUCCAUUCCCUGUUUAAUCCCUCUGAUCCAGGAACAAACUCUGUCACCAUCAAUCUUUUAUGUGUUCUUAACAGCUAAGUCUGUAGUUGAAAAUUGACACAAAAAUAUUUAUGGUAAGGUCCACCUAUAUAUUGUAAACCAGGUUCAAGGCAUGCAAAAAACCCAGCACUGUACCAUAUUCUCUGAACUCAAAUAAAAACUAUUGCUUUCUUGUCUUAGGGAACAUAUUGCUUCUUCAAUUUUGCCCAUACCCUUUUGGUCUUUUUCCCUAUUUUAUCAGUUUUUUUGCUUAUUAAUGGUGUCUAGGCCUUGUUGUGUUGGUGGGGGUAUAAUAUCAAGAAUUGGGGUUGUGGGUUUUGAACAUAAACAAAAACUGGAGCUAAGGUUAGGCUUGAUGAAUAUAUUGUUUGCUGGUUCUUUUGGAUAAAUUUUGUAAGUACCUAAAAGGGGCUAAAAAAGAUACAAACUUUAUCAAGAUUGGUAGACUUUUUUGAAUAAAGCACAUAUACAUGUAAUUUGAUAGAAAUUCGCGUUGUGUCUUUGUUUUUUUCUUGUUGUUGUUAUUGUUGGUUGCUUCCUUGAGCCGAGUUUCUAUCAGAAUCAGCCUUUCUACCUUCACAAGGUAGGGGUUAGGUCUGCGUACACAUUACCCUCCCUGGAACCCCAGUUGUGGGAUUACGCUCGGUUUGUUGUUGUUGUUCUGUCUGAAAAAGAAAUGAUUAAGCCUUGUUGGAAGCCUUAUGUUGAGGGGGAUGGUGAAGGGAGGGGUGGUGAUUCUAGGGGUAGGGUUGAUGGUUUAAUGUGGUAUAAGGAUUUAGGGGUUCAUGCAAAUGGAGAAUUUUCAAUGGGAACUAUACAAGCCAAUAAUUUGAUGGAGGAUCAAAGUCAACUUGAAUCAGGGCCAUUGAGUUGUCUUGAAUCAGGUCCAAAUGGAACAUUUGUUGGAGUUUAUGAUGGACAUGGAGGACCGGAGACGUCGCGUUUCGUAAACAACACUUUGUUCUCCAAUCUUAAGAAAUUUGCGACAGAACAUCAAGAAAUGUCUGCGGAUGUCAUAAAAAAAGCUUUCUUGACAACGGAAGAGGAGUUUUUGUCACUUGUCAGGCAACAAUGGUUUGAGAAGCCACAAAUUGCAUCAGUGGGAUCAUGCUGUUUGGUGGGCAUAGUCUGCAGUGGACUACUAUAUAUUGCCAAUGCCGGAGAUUCACGGGUGGUAUUAGGUAGAGCAGAAAAAGGUGCAAGGGGUGUGACAGCUAUUCAAUUGUCAAUGGAGCACAACGCUAAUAAUGAGUCUGUGAGAGAUGAGCUUAGAUCAUUGCAUCCCCAGGAUUCGCAGAUUGUGCUUCUCAAACACAAAGUUUGGCGUGUCAAGGGUAUCAUACAGGUUUCAAGGUCCAUUGGUGAUGCCUAUCUUAAGAGAGCAGAGUUCAAUCGGGCACCAUUAUUAGCAAAGUUUAGAUUGCCCGAGUCCUUCUCUACGCCAAUCCUCAGUGCGGAGCCAUCAAUAUUCAUUCACAGGCUGACUUCCAAGGAUCAGUUCCUCAUAUUUGCUUCAGAUGGUCUCUGGGAACAUCUUAGCAACCAGGAGGCUGUUGAUAUAGUCCACAGUCAACCCCGAAAUGGGAUAGCAAGGAGACUAAUCAAAGCUGCUCUUCGAGUGGCAGCCAAGAAAAGAGAAAUGAGAUAUUCAGACCUGAAGAAGAUCGAACGAGGUGUAAGGAGGCAUUUCCAUGAUGAUAUCACGGUUGUGGUUGUGUUUAUGGACCCGUAUUCCAUGAAUAGAAGCUCUUCUCACAGUCCAAUACUCUCCAUUAGAGGAGGAGGAGGAGGAGGUAUGCCCGCCUCUCCCAAACGUUAGUUCCCAAGACUCCGAGAUUCUCACUCUAAUCUUCCCACUUGGAAAGACAGCAGAACAUGCUGUAACCACCACAUGUGCAAACCAGCAUCCGAAAAAGAGAGCUUCUCUUUUGGAGGCCUCAAAUGUCUUAAAGUGUGUUUUUUCUUUCUGUUGAUAACCAAGAAAUGCCCGAGGGUCAAGCUAGUGCACGGUUUGAGACUCAGUGAAUAAUGGACUCGCUCCUCUACUUUUCCCACUUAAAUACCACGAUUGGCAAUGUUCAAAUUCGUGAGCGCCUAGUCCACAUAUCACGUCUCUUACCACUUGAUCAAAGCUCUGGGCGCCACAUUUCUUGUGUCUUUACUCCUUUUAGUUUCUUUAUGAUUUGGGGGUUGUAAUUUAAUUGUUAUGCGUUGUUUUAUUGCUUGAUUUUCAAUUGAUUGUUACUUCCUGUGCA